This is a messenger RNA of Beta vulgaris subsp. vulgaris (sugar beet), 4064 nucleotides long. Its product is annotated as DExH-box ATP-dependent RNA helicase DExH18, mitochondrial. The record is from RefSeq and is a predicted model, not a curated record. Gene Ontology annotation, molecular function: ATP binding; RNA helicase activity; hydrolase activity, acting on acid anhydrides. Bases 228 to 2582 code for a protein of 784 amino acids. Gene Ontology annotation, biological process: mitochondrial RNA 3'-end processing; RNA catabolic process. Lineage: Eukaryota; Viridiplantae; Streptophyta; Magnoliopsida; Caryophyllales; Amaranthaceae. Gene Ontology annotation, cellular component: mitochondrial degradosome. The transcript has 3 exons.
UAGGUUUCAACUCUCACAAAGACAGACACAAAAACGCCAAACGGUGCCCGUGUGCCUCCAUUUCAUCCCUACUCUCACCAUUCCUCUAUUUCCCGCUUUUCUCUCUCCUCCUUUCCCUCCUUUUGCGUCCCCUUCAAAAAAAUCUCAACGACCUGCAAAAAUUUCUGUUCCAUUUUCGUUCUGCAACUUAAUCACUCAAUCAUUCUAUGCUUUUCUAGCCCUCUUUCAUGGCGGGAGGCCGUUUAUCGCAUUUUCUCCGUCGCUAUUCUUCCAAGUACACCAUUUUUCAGGUUAGGGUUUUACUCUCCAAUCCUCUUUCUAACUUUAAGAAUUAUUCUCUUUCAAUUUAUCGUUUAUCUUCGUCAUCGAAUUCAAGUUAUGGUUUUCGAGAAACAUCGUCACCUUUUCUACCACAAUUUCAUUUCUAUGGUGCUAAGUCAUUUUCUACCUCCGGCGGAACUGAUGUUUAUGAGCUAAAAGCAGAUAAUUUAAAUGCCGAUAACAAUUUAGUUGAUGAUAAUCAUGAUAAUGUAGUUGCUGAUUUAGAUGCUGUUGUUGAUUCUGACAUGUUAUAUGAGCAUGUUGAUGGUGAGUUAAGUUCCUCUAAAAAUUAUGAAGGAUUUGAACAUGUUGCUUCUGUUGAUCCCGUAGAAAUCUAUAGGCAGCUCUGUGAGUUGCCGAGGGAUGCCGAAUUAUGUAGGGAAGAUUGGCAGUUAUUACAUGAUAUAUUUGGCCGGUUAUCAAGGUCUGCUUGGGCAUCUAAUCAAGCUUUGGCUAUAUACAUUGGUGCAUCAUUUUUCCCAACUGCAGUGCAAAAAUUUAGGGGAUUUUUUAUUAGGCAUUGCCGGAAAGAUAUUGCAAAUUAUUUGCUUUCUCUGGGACCUGGAGAUGAAGCGGAUAAGUUUUUGUUUCCUGUGUUUGUAGAAUAUUGCAUUGAACAGUUCCCUAAUGAGAUUAAGAAGUUUCGGAAUAUGGUUGAGUGUGCUGAUCUAACCAAACCUCACACUUGGUUUCCCUUUGCAAGGGCGAUGAAACGCAAGAUUGUUUAUCAUUGUGGGCCUACUAAUAGUGGGAAGACGUAUAAUGCUUUGCAACGGUUUAUGGAAGCUAAGAAAGGGGUAUAUUGUAGUCCGCUCAGGUUGUUGGCAAUGGAAGUAUUUGAUAAGGUUAAUGCUCUUGGUGUUUAUUGUAGUCUUCUUACAGGACAAGAGAAGAAACUUGUGCCCUUUUCUGAUCAUGUUGCCUGCACAGUUGAAAUGGUAUCCGCUGAAGAAGUGUAUGAUGUUGCAGUUAUUGAUGAGAUACAAAUGAUGGCUGACCCUUGCAGAGGAUUUGCGUGGACUAGGGCGUUGCUCGGAUUAAAGGCUGACGAAAUACAUCUAUGUGGAGACCCAAGUGUUCUGAAUAUCGUGCGAAAAAUUUGUUCAGAUACAGGAGAUGAGUUGGUGGAACAGCACUAUAGUAGAUUUAAACCAUUGGUUGUUGAAGCGAAGACAUUGCUAGGGGAUCUUCGGAACGUUAAGUCUGGUGAUUGUGUAGUUGCAUUCUCGAGGAGGGAAAUUUUUGAGGUAAAAUUGGCCAUUGAAAAGCAAACAAAGCACCGAUGCUGUGUUAUCUAUGGUGCUUUGCCGCCAGAGACUCGCAGGCAACAAGCUACUCUGUUCAAUGACCACGAUAAUGAAUUUGAUGUCUUGGUUGCUAGUGAUGCUGUAGGAAUGGGCUUGAAUCUUAACAUAAAAAGAGUAGUGUUUUACAGCCUUUCAAAGUACAAUGGGGACAAGGUUGUUCCUGUUCCAGCCUCACAGGCUAAACAAAUUGCAGGUAGGGCUGGUAGGAGAGGAAGUCGCUAUCCAGAUGGUCUUUGCACUACUUUGCAUUUAGAAGAUCUAGAUUAUCUAAUUGAAUGUCUGAAACAACCUUUUCAGGAAGUUAAGAAAGUCGGUCUUUUUCCAUUUUAUGAGCAAGUUGAGCUUUUUGCUGGUCAACUACCUAACACAACUUUCGCUCAGCUUCUUGACAAGUUUGCUGAGAACUGUCGCCUGGAUGGAUCUUACUUCUUGUGUCAACAAGCUGGUAUUAAAAAGGUGGCUAAUAUGUUGGAGAAAGUUCAGGGUUUAUCACUGGAGGAUCGUUAUAAUUUUUGCUUUGCUCCUGUUAACAUUCGGGACCCAAAGGCAAUGUACCAUCUCCUAAGGUUUGCUUCAUCAUUUAGUCAAAAGCUUCCUGUCAAUAUAGCAAUGGGCAUGCCUAAGGGUUCUGCUAAAAACGAUUCAGAGCUAUUGGAUCUUGAAACUAAGCACCAAGUCUGUUCUAUGUAUCUGUGGUUGUCAAACCAUUUUAGAGAGGAGAAUUUUCCUUAUAAGCAAAGGGCAGAGUCUAUGGCAUCUAAUAUUGCUGAAUUGCUUGGUGAAUCUUUAACUAAAGCAUGUUGGAAACCAGAAUCGAGGGGAGCAAGUAAGAAACCUGAACAGAAAGAUGGCUAUGAAAGACCACAAUCACUAAUCCAAGUAUUUGAUAAGAAAAGGCAGGAUGAGUCCUUGGCACAAGAUAAAUCUGAUAAAGCUAAGAAGACAACUGUUUAGUUUACUAGGGGGGGAAGCACAGGAUUAUGAAGAGGAGAGAGAUAGAGAGAAAUGAAGGGAUCCAUGUGAUGAAGGGAGAGACAGAGAAGUAAAUGCCACAUAAAGUUACGUUUCAUUUAUUCUGGAACGGCAUGAAAUUAUAAAUGUUUCAUUUAUUUUAGAACAGAUCAAGUAUAUAUUAUAAAUGCCGUGGUAUGCGUCAUUUAUUUGAAGUCCUUAUUGGAUCCUUUAUCACUUUCAAUGGAAGGGAUCAGAGGAUGAGGUCUCUGACCAGGGCAUACCAGGAGGGGGGUUGACCAGUCUGAAAGGGAAAAGUUAACUGAAUCAGAUCGAAAUAGGAUUUGGUUUCUCCACAGGAUUGUUCAGGAUCAAAAUAGGGUAUGGGAUCACAAGCACAAGUCUUAACGGGUGGUUUAUGGUUCCUGCCCAUCUGUCUCCCUCUCAUUAAUAAUUUUGUUAUGUGGUUGAAUAUGGUAACUAUAUCACUAUAUGCAUAUUUAUCGCUUACAAUAAUCACAUCUUAGUGUGCAAACUUGAGCUUUGACCCUUCUCGUUAUCUAUGUCAAAGAUGUUUAGUGGAGGUAGUUUAGGAUCUCAGUGUACAUUUUUCGAUCAUAUCAUAUUGCCUGUUUUUUAGGACUUCGUUUAAAAAUGGAACCAACGUAAGAUGGCGAUCUAACAACUUAGGUUCUUUUACAAAUUGAUUUUAUAUAUCAGCUUAUUUGUGUGAAAUUUGAACUUUUGUUCUUCCUUCGUUUUUUCUACAUGUUACACUUUUAAAAUUACGGACUUGGGUAAUUUUUGGAAAGGAGAGAGAUAGAGAUAAAGAAAACAAAAGGUCUCAUGUGAACAUGUGAUAGAAGAGAGAUAGAGAGAAGUUAUUAACCAAAAUAAAAGUGUAACAUCUAAUUUGAGACUUUCUAAUAUAGAAAGUAUAAAAUCUAACAAAACAGAGAAAAUAUUUCAUUUUUUAAUUUUAGCGUUUCAUUCUCUUUUAAUGUAUGUAUUGGAGGUAAUAACAUUGAAGUGUUUCAGCAGAUAAGUUUAACUUAAAGUAAGUAUUGGCAUAGUUAAUCCCAACUUUCACUAAUCUGUCCAAAUAAUCUCAAAUUUUGACUUUUUUUAGAAUAAUCCCAAGUUUGGAGGUUACCUUCCCAAAAUAAACCAAAUUGUUAAUUUUCUCAUCCACCCCUCCUUUCAAAGUGGAAUAUUUUGUGCCAGGUAUGAGAGGAAGGCUUGUGCAGCAUCCACACUCCAAGCCCAGUGGGCUCCUGUGUGAGGGAGCGUGAUAGAGUAUAAAACUAUUCUUGAGAUUCCAACUAUCAGCUUAGAUUUUUAGUUGAGUUGGUCUUUAGACAUUAUGUAACACAGAAAAUAGAUAAAUGAAGUCAAGAAUGACAAGAGCUUGCAUUAUUUUUGGAAAGGUACUUCCAAUGGUUGGAAUUAUUAAUGAAUAAUCCAAAGGCCGGAAUUAUUUGUGAA